Messenger RNA from Coregonus clupeaformis (lake whitefish), 3391 nucleotides. Its product is annotated as serine/threonine-protein kinase 24. Gene Ontology annotation, biological process: protein phosphorylation. Lineage: Eukaryota; Metazoa; Chordata; Actinopteri; Salmoniformes; Salmonidae. The record is from RefSeq and is a predicted model, not a curated record. The transcript has 11 exons. The coding region runs from base 840 to 2159 and encodes 439 amino acids. Gene Ontology annotation, molecular function: protein kinase activity; ATP binding.
GUGGGGAAAGAGAGAGUCAGUCCAUUACUAGCAUAACUGUAGUUUAUGUAUCUAAAAACCUGAAAUUCUACUCGUAAUCCUAUCUAAUUCGUUAGCUGGUUUGCACAGUUUAUAUAUAGCAUGGUAUUUAGCUCACUAUUUGUCAGUCAAUCGGAGCUGGCUGAAUUUCUACACGGAUUCCAACGGUAGCUAGAUCUUUUGCCGCUUUGGACGCGGAAGGCAGACUCCUCGGACGCGGCGGUGGAAGCGUUGCUGCGAGCCCAUUGGCUAUAGAACGGCCAAUGGCGUGAAGGCGUGGGUACUGACGGUUUGGGAGCUUCCCGGGAGGAAUAUUCCGGUUCGCUGCGCACCGCUGUAGUUUUUCAGAAGGGUUUCCCUAAUGUGAGAAUGACAGCUAUCAAAAUGGCGGAGGGCAAUAGAGAAAAGUGAUGAGGACAGGACAACAAAUGAUACAGUUAGCCUCAAUUUUCAAUUUAUUCUAUUAUUAUUACUGUUCACCGGAUAUUCUCGAAAACAUUAAGGUUUGGUGAGACUUGUGCAGAGCCUAGUUUGCGCUUCCGUUGAAGAUUUAGCUAGCUAACGUUAGCUAGUUUGCUAUCUGCGGAAGAGGCACAACUUCAAGACAUUGCAGCUAAAAAGCAAGCAAUGUUUUUGAGCUGAUUCCGUGAUAGCUAGGGACUAUAAAUCCGGCAUUAUAAUUCAUAUAGCGCAAGGUAUCGUUAGUUGGACAUAAACAGCGUUGCAUUCUCCUCCGAUUUGGGCUAGUUAGCUCAUUUAGCUAAUAAACAAAGUGGCGUCAACUGAGUACGAAUUUUGUUGAUUGUUUAUUUUAUGACGACAUGGCUCAUUCCCCGGUUCAGAGUGGCAUUCCAGGGAUGCAGAACUUCAAAGCCGAUCCGGAGGAGCUGUUCACCAAGCUGGAGAGGAUAGGGAAAGGCUCUUUUGGAGAGGUGUUCAAAGGCAUUGACAAUCGGACUCAGAAAGUAGUGGCCAUUAAGAUAAUUGACCUCGAGGAGGCCGAGGAUGAAAUAGAAGACAUUCAACAGGAAAUAACAGUCCUCAGCCAGUGUGACAGUCCCUUUGUAACCAAGUACUAUGGAUCAUAUCUGAAGGAUGCAAAAUUAUGGAUUAUUAUGGAAUAUUUAGGAGGAGGAUCAGCUCUUGAUUUGUUGGAGCCAGGUGCCUUGGACGAAACUCAGAUUGCCACAAUUCUCAGAGAGAUCCUGAGGGGACUUGAGUACCUGCACUCUGAAAAGAAAAUCCACCGAGAUAUUAAAGCCGCUAACGUGUUGCUAUCGGAGCAAGGAGACGUGAAGCUGGCAGACUUUGGAGUGGCGGGGCAGUUAACGGACACCCAGAUCAAGAGGAACACAUUCGUGGGCACUCCGUUCUGGAUGGCACCUGAAGUCAUAAAACAGUCUGCGUAUGACUCAAAGGCGGAUAUCUGGUCUCUGGGCAUAACGGCCAUAGAGCUGGCCAAAGGAGAGCCGCCCCACUCAGAGCUCCACCCUAUGAAGGUCUUAUUCCUCAUCCCAAAGAACAACCCGCCCACCCUGGAAGGAAACUACUGCAAACCCCUCAAAGAAUUCAUAGAAGCCUGUUUGAACAAAGAGCCCAGCUUUAGGCCAACUGCCAAAGAACUGCUGAAACACAAGCUGAUCAUCCGGCACGCCAAGAAGACGUCCUACCUUUCAGAGCUGGUGGAGAAGUACAGGAAGUGGAAAGCAGAGCAGUCUCGGGAGGAAUCCAGCGACGAUGAGUCGGACUCGGAACAAGAUGGCCAGGCGUCUGGAGUGAACGACUCUGGGAACGAUAACUGGAUCUUCAACACCAUCAGGGAGAAGGACCCCAAGAAGUUCCUGAAUGGAGCCGCCCAGUCUGAUGAGCUGGAGGGGAACAAGGUGCAAGACAAUCCAAAGAGGCCUUUGUCACAGAGCUGGUGCACUGUCAUUUCACCUUUGUUUGCUGAGUUAAAAGAGAACCAGGUUGAGGCAACCAAUGGCAAGCCAGAGGCUGUGGACGAGCUGAGGGAGGCCGUUUUCCUGUCAGAAGAGUCCUGUCCUGGUAUCUCUGACGCCCUGGUGUCUGAGCUAGUGCACAGACUACAGAGGUUUUCUCUACCCAGGGCCUCCUCCUCCCCACACACCUCCCACCCCUAGCAGCAGUCUGUCAGGCCAUAGCCUCUGACAUCAACAGCCAAGAUGAAGUCUCCCAGGAAGUUCUGCCGUCACUCAUUCAUUCACCUAAAGCAAAACCUCAGCCCACUUUAUCUCUACUUGUCCGGGCUAACAUAUUGUCACUUUGCGGACAGUCGCUGGCCAGUUGGUCAGCUGCCACCUUGACUGCCAACUGCUGUAAGACCUCUUGGGCUCAAUACCUCAAACAUGAAUGCAGGACCAUUGACUCAAAAGGUUGGUGUGGCUUAUUCCAAAAGGUCCUGAAGCCUUUCAGAGAGGAUCUAACUUUGUGAGUAUGGUUGUGUGUGUGUGGUUGUGUGUGUGUGUAUGUGUGGUUUUGUGUGUGUGUGUGUGUGCAUGUGAGCCUCUCCCUUGAGAUCCUGUGAAAUGUGCGGUGGAGAUUGAAGCAUUCUUUUGAAAACUCAGGUAUCCCGCUUUAAGUGGAUGGGGUCCUCUGGGAGAUUGAGAGAUCUGUUGGGUGGCUGUACAAACUUGUAAAUAGGCAAACAUUUUCAGAUAUUGAGAAAUAAUGGAGUGUACGCAAAGGAAUCGCUGUGUACAAAUGGCCAAAUGCUUCUGUAGAGAUAUUCUGUAAGAAAGGGUCAAUAUUUAAAGAGAGACGUAAAUGGCCAUAACUGAGAUUGCCUUGCCUUUAUUACUUCUUCUUUUGUAUUUCAGUCUUGGAUUUCCUCGUUUUAAUACAUUAUCUUGGAUUUCCUCUUGUUUUAAUACAUUAUCUUGGAUUCCCUCUUGUUUAAAUACAUUAUCUUGGAUUUCCUCUCGUUUUAAUACGUUAUCUUGGAUUCCCUCUUGUUUAAAUAAUACAUUUUUCAAGGACACAGCCAUUCAAUGACAAUUGCUUCCCUCUGUUCUGUUUCUAUGUUGAUUGAUACUUUGGCUACCUAUGUUUCUUUUGAAAUGCUUUUUUACCUUUUGGUGUCACACUCCAUGAUAUGGCUGUUGUUGCAAUGCAGUGGAGACCAUAGAAACAAAACCCUUUCCAGCUGGACCACGUCUAACCCUCUCCAGUCUGCGCACUGGGUUCUAUGUUCCCAGACAUCGAUCUUUCAUGAGGCCACAUGGUUUCAUGACAAGAUGGCUGUUUGGAUUGUUCCUCUGUCCAUCACCUGUGUAAAGAUGAGUGCUUCUAUUCUAUUGAAGGUUCACCCUUCCUCCUUUUUACAUAGCAGUAAAUUCAACUACAUCAUCCACAA